UUCCCUCCCCUUCGCUCCGUCGUGGUAUAAACGACAGAAUGAGGUUGGCCUCGCAUUUAGUAUUGCUCCCUUGCCUCUUCACCUCCUUUCUCUCUCUCUCUCAUCGUUCGUGAAGGGCACCAACCAUGUGGUGGGAUUCAGCUGAGACUCUGGGAAGGAUAGGAUGGGGAGUGGUGGGUCUGUUGUUGUUGCUGCGGGCUUGGAGAGGGUUGGAAUGGCUUUGGUGGACGCCGAGGAGGCUGGAGAGAGCGCUCCGAUGCCAAGGGUUGAGGGGCACCCGCUAUCGUUUCCUCCACGGCGACCUCAAGGAGACUGCCCGGCUCAACAAGGAGGCCCGGUCCAAACCCAUGCCUUUCUCUCACGACAUCGUCCCUCGUGUCGCUCCCUUCUUCCAUCGCGCUAUCAAGGAAAACGGUAAAAUUUCUUUUACUUGGUUUGGACCUGUACCUAGAGUAACUAUUAUGAAUCCAGAGUGGGUAAGGGAAGUAUUGUCCAACAAGUUUGGCCACUUCGCAAAACCACAGAUAAACCCUCUUGGACGGCUGUUAGCUACAGGACUUGCAAAUUAUGAAGGUGAAAAAUGGGCCAAACAUAGGAGGAUUCUAAAUCCUGCUUUUCAUCUGGAGAAGUUGAAGCGUAUGUUGCCAGCAUUCUCUGCUUGUAGUGGUGAAUUGGUUAACAGAUGGGAGAAAUCGAUUGGUUCUUUGGGAUAUUAUGAAUUAGAUGUUUGGCAUGAGCUCCAGAAUUUUACAGGAGAUGUGAUCUCCCGAACAGCAUUUGGUAGCAGCUAUGAGGAAGGUCGACGGAUUUUUCAACUUCAAACGGAGCAAGCUGGGCUUCUUAUUCAGGCUGCUCAGACUGUGUAUAUUCCAGGAUACAG
This is a messenger RNA of Elaeis guineensis (African oil palm), 880 nucleotides long. NCBI's taxonomy places the organism in Eukaryota, Viridiplantae, Streptophyta, Magnoliopsida, Arecales, Arecaceae. The record is from RefSeq and is a predicted model, not a curated record.